AUUGGUGGUUUUGGGCUCUCCCAAGAGAGGAAGAGAUACAGAGAGAGAGAGAGGAAGAGAUCUCUAGGAGGAUCUACGAUUAACAAUCGUCGUUGCGGACAAACCAAAGAAUCAGCCGGAGCUGGCGAUAUGGGCGGAUCCAGAGAUUUCGGAGCUGAUGAACAUUCCUCCUCACACGUAGUCCACUCCGUCAUCGCCAUAGCCAUCUGGCUUGGCGCCAUUCACUUGAACGUCGCUAUUGUUCUCUUCUCCCUCAUUUUCCUUCCUCCUUCUCUAUCGCUCCUGGUCUUUUGUCUGCUCUUUCUGUUUAUCUUCAUCCCAAUCCCCGAUCGUAACGAAUACGGUCGUAAGCUCGCUAGGUACAUAUGUAAGCACGCUUGUGGUUAUUUCCCCGUUACUCUUCAUGUCGAGGAUUACGAAGCUUUCCAGCCUAAUCGUGCCUAUGUUUUUGGUUAUGAACCACAUUCGGUGUGGCCGAUUGGAGCUGUUGCACUUGCUGAUCUUACAGGAUUCAUGCCUCUUCCUAACAUCAAAGUUCUUGCAAGCUCUGCUGUUUUCUAUACACCGUUUCUAAGGCACAUAUGGACAUGGUUAGGGCUAGCUCCUGCUUCUAGGAAGAAUUUCUCUUCCCUUUUGGAGUCUGGCUAUAGUUGUAUCCUCGUUCCCGGUGGUGUGCAGGAGACCUUUCACAUGCAACACGAUGUUGAGAACCUCUUCCUUUCAUCGAGAAGAGGAUUUGUGCGCAUAGCCAUGGAACACGGGACACCUCUAGUUCCAGUUUUCUGCUUUGGUCAGGCACACGUGUACAAAUGGUGGAAACCAGAUUGGAACCUAUACCUUAAAUUAUCGAGAGCGAUCAGGUUUACACCGAUCUGCUUCUGGGGAGUUUUUGGAUCCCCAUUACCAUAUCGACACCCUAUGCACGUCGUGGUUGGUAAACCCAUAGAAGUUGCAAAAAAUCUGCAGCCAACUAAUGAAGAGAUUGCUAAGGUACAUAGCCAGUUUGUGGAAGCGCUUAAGGAUAUGUUUGAGAGGCACAAGGCUCGAGCAGGCUAUCCUGAUCUAAAGAUGAACAUUCUUUGA
Messenger RNA from Thlaspi arvense, 1083 nucleotides. NCBI's taxonomy places the organism in Eukaryota, Viridiplantae, Streptophyta, Magnoliopsida, Brassicales, Brassicaceae. The record is from the annotation of a GenBank genome assembly.